AUGCCAGCUUCCAAUACCGCUCCUUAUCUAGGUAGAGGUUUUCAGGCCAGAGAGGGGGCUUUGGCCACUGGGUUUGGCCAUUCUCUUUACUUUUCGCGGGCACAAUUUCAGAGAAAAACCAUUCUGAGUUAACUAUUCAUUCCUCCAUAGCCAUGGCAGCAAUUGCAAGCUUCAAGUUGUCUUCGAUCCCUUCAUGCAUCCUUCAAUCACCACCAUCAUCAUCAUCAUCAUCAUCUCUGUCGUUUUCUUGGAAGCCAUCAGUUCUGCCAAUGCGAGUUUUCCCAGGAACGCAACGCCGUCCUACAUUCCCCAAGAUAUUUGCGUUUUCUAGCAACGAUAUCAAGGUGGGUAGCAACAUUGAAGUCGAUGGAUCUCCUUGGAAAGUUAUUGAGUUUCUUCAUGUGAAACCUGGUAAAGGAGCUGCCUAUGUGAGAACCACACUGCGAAAUUAUGUGACAGGAAACUCUGUUGAGAAAACUUUUCGUGCUGGAAGUAAGAUUGAGCAGGCUGAUAUAAACAAGGAAACAAAGCAAUACACAUAUAAAGAUGGUUCCCAGUUUGUUUUCAUGGACCUGAAUACAUAUGAGGAAUAUCGUCUUAAUGAGUCAUUUGUUGGAGAUAAGACGAAGUGGUUGAAAGAAGGCAUGGACUGCAAUUUGCUGUUUUGGAAUGGGAAAGUUAUUGAUUUUGAACUCCCCAUCACUGUUAAGUUGACUGUGGUUGAGGUUGAUCCUGGCCUUAAAGGUGACACAGCACAAGGUGGAUCUAAACCUGCAACACUUGAGACAGGCGCCGUUGUUAGUGUUCCACUAUUUGUAGAUAGAGGCCAAGCAAUAAUGGUGGAUACUAGAACCGGGCAAUACAUGAGCCGUGCAUAAUUGCUUAAAGAUUACUUUUUCAUCUGUAGAAGAUCCUCCCAAUCCAUUUGUACUUAUUUCCUACUGGAUGUUUCUUGGUCCAUUUGGAUGCAACAGCGUGCCCAUUCAGACUUGGAUCAUAAACAAGAUACAAUCCUCAACUGUUUUGCCAAGAACAAAAGAAAUUUGUAUUAGUAAGAAAAAUCUCAUUGCAAAUAACUGAUUUUGUAUUAGAAGAAUGGUUUUGUCGUUAUAACUCAUAGCCAUUGAUGUUGAAUUACAAA
Camellia sinensis is the source of this 1141-nucleotide messenger RNA. RefSeq names its product elongation factor P (EF-P) family protein. Gene Ontology annotation, cellular component: cytoplasm. Gene Ontology annotation, molecular function: translation elongation factor activity. Gene Ontology annotation, biological process: peptide biosynthetic process; translational elongation. The record is from RefSeq and is a predicted model, not a curated record. Lineage: Eukaryota; Viridiplantae; Streptophyta; Magnoliopsida; Ericales; Theaceae.